Messenger RNA from Fraxinus pennsylvanica, 1590 nucleotides. NCBI's taxonomy places the organism in Eukaryota, Viridiplantae, Streptophyta, Magnoliopsida, Lamiales, Oleaceae. The record is from the annotation of a GenBank genome assembly.
AUGGCAGGCGGUGGAGCUCCGAAGGCAGAUGAGCCAGCGCCACAUCCACCAAAGGAUCAGCUCUCACAAGUUUCCUACUGCAUUAACAGUCCUCCUCCAUGGCCUGAGGCCAUCCUUCUUGGAUUUCAACAUUACUUGGUGAUGCUUGGCACAACAGUUAUCAUACCAACUGCUCUGGUUCCUCAAAUGGGGGGAGGAAAUGAGGAGAAAGCAAAAGUUAUUCAGACUUUGCUAUUUGUUGCUGGUGUGAACACCUUGCUGCAGACAUGGUUUGGGACUCGAUUACCUGUGGUGAUUGGAGGGUCGUACACCUUUGUGGCUCCCACUAUAUCAAUUAUCUUGUCUGGUCGAUGGAGUGACCCAGACCCUAUAUCGAGAUUCAAGAAGAUAAUGCGGGCCACCCAGGGAGCACUUAUUGUUGCCUCAACUAUUCAAAUAGUCCUAGGUUUCAGUGGUCUUUGGCGUAACAUCACAAGGUUUCUGACUCCACUCUCGGCUGUUCCCUUGGUUGCUUUUGCUGGUUUUGGGCUCUAUGAGUUCGGUUUUCCUGGGGUUGCCAAAUGUGUUGAAAUUGGAUUGCCGCAGCUCAUCAUUCUAAUUUUUGUAUCUCAGUAUUUGGCCCACAUUAUACGCCCAGGAAAGCAUAUCUUUGACCGUUUUGCUGUUAUAUUCUCGGUAGUAAUUGUGUGGAUUUAUGCCCAUUUACUUACUGUGGGUGGGGCCUACGACAACAAGGCACCGAAGACCCAAGCAAGCUGCAGAACUGAUCGUGCUGGACUUAUUAAAGGUGCUCCAUGGAUAAGAGUUCCAUACCCAUUUCAAUGGGGAGGGCCUUCAUUUGAUGCUGGUGAAGCCUUUGCCAUGAUGAUGGCUGCAUUUGUUGCUCUUGUGGAGUCCACUGGUGGCUUUAUAGCAAUUUCAAGAUACGCCAGUGCAACCCCCUUGCCGCCAUCUAUUCUCAGCCGUGGUGUAGGUUGGCAGGGCAUUGCUAUCUUAUUAUCUGGAUUGUUUGGAACUGGGAAUGGGUCAUCUGUAUCUAUUGAAAAUGCUGGCCUUUUAGCACUUACACGUGUUGGCAGUCGGAGAGUUGUGCAGAUAUCUGCUGGAUUCAUGAUCUUCUUUUCCAUUCUUGGAAAAUUCGGAGCAGUUUUUGCUUCAAUUCCAGCACCAAUUGUAGCUGCUUUAUACUGUCUCUUCUUUGCUUAUGUGGGUUCGGCUGGUAUAAGUUUCCUUCAGUUCUGCAAUCUCAAUAGCUUCCGGACCAAAUUCAUAUUAGGCUUUUCCCUUUUUAUGGGCUUGUCCGUGCCGCAGUACUUCAACGAGUACACUGCGAUUAAUGGCUAUGGUCCAGUCCAUUCCUCAGGGAGAUGGUUUAACGACAUAAUCAACGUCCCUUUCUCUUCCGAAGCUUUUGUUGCGGGGAUAUUAGCGUAUUUCCUUGACAAUACUCUACACAAGAAGGACAGCCAAAUAAGGAAAGACAGAGGCAAGCAUUGGUGGGACAAAUUUCGCUCCUUUAAAACCGACUCAAGAAGCGAAGAAUUUUAUUCUCUUCCCUUCAAUCUCAACAAAUAUUUCCCUUCUGUGUAA